AUGGCAAUCGUUGCGGAUCUCACAAACACCAACUAUAACUACAUUAUUAUUAGAGGAGGCGAAGCCGGCUGUGUGACUGCAAGUCGGCUGGCAGAAGCACUACCAGAUUGCAAGAUUCCUAUGAUAGGGGCUGGACCGAGCGACUUGGAUAACAAGUCGAUCCUUGACUUGCGAAGUAUGGACAACCUUAUGGGCGGUGAAUUCGACUACGGGUUCAAAUCCACGGAGCAGCCCAAUGUAAACAGCAAUAUCUUCCAUUUGCGGGCCAAGGUGCUCAGUGGUUGUUCUAGCCACAAUGACAAGAUUCGCGCAACCGUUAUGCUGAUUUACGACCGUCAUCAAAAGCCUAUCGUUUAUGGCUUCUUGUACGUUAACCACGAAAUAACCUCGGCUAUGAGUAUCUCCAAGAGCGGUGUCUCUCUCUGCUCCUUGACGUAUGACCAGGACACUGGAUACCGAGUCAAUGCAAGCGUUGCUUACAUCUAUCCUAUCUUGAGGGGCGAAGAGAAGCGACUGAAUCUCACAGUACUAACCAACGCCUGGAUUUAUCGCAUCGACGUGAUAGAUGGCUUCACCACUGGUGUGAACGUUACUCUGCAAUUUAAAGAGCUUGAGAACCUUGGCAUCCAGGUCAUCAACGACUUGCUGGGCGUGGGAGAGAACUUGCAGAACCAUCCCGAGGUGAUCAUCACUUGGGAGCUCCACGAGCCUCGCGAGGACAAGACAGUCUUGUGGGCCGACGUCGCUCUCCUUGCCUGCCGAGAGCCUCCCAAUAUCCAAGGGGGCGAUGGUACUGCUCCUGAUGCACUGAUGCAUAUCUACACCAUACCAUUCGACGUCCACCAGGCAGCUCUGGGCUAUGCAUCGCCUAAAACUGUAAUUUCUUUGACACCCCAUUCUGCCGAUCCCGGAGAGCAUCCUGCCAUUAAUUUCCGCUAUUUCACUGACCCCGAUGGCUAUGAUGAGAAGACUAUUCACCUAUUGAGCAAAUGGAUCAAACGUGGGGUAGCCCCUGGGUCUGGGUGCCAGACUGAUCAGGAGCUGUCCGAGUACCGCCGAAAGACACCAAUACGGCUACGGAUUGCCGAUGCCAGCGUGUUUCCUCUAAUCCCUAUAAUCAACCUCAUACUCACUGUUCUGGCCGUGGGGCAGCGCACGUCUGAGAUCAUUAUUGCAAACGCUAACAAAAACCUCACGGCCAACCUGUAG
Messenger RNA from Fusarium oxysporum Fo47, 1209 nucleotides. RefSeq lists its product as uncharacterized. The record is from RefSeq and is a predicted model, not a curated record. Bases 1 to 1209 code for a protein of 402 amino acids. Gene Ontology annotation, molecular function: flavin adenine dinucleotide binding; oxidoreductase activity. The transcript is spliced from 8 exons. NCBI's taxonomy places the organism in Eukaryota, Fungi, Ascomycota, Sordariomycetes, Hypocreales, Nectriaceae.